AUGCCCUGUCAGCUGAAUGGAUCUGUUAUACCUUCCGAACGACCUAAUCACAUGAUGUUGGAGAUGUGGAAUCCCUUAGGGAUAGUUGGUGUUAUUACAGCCUUCAACUUCCCUUGCGCUGUUCUUGGAUGGAAUGCGUGCAUAGCUCUAGUUUGUGGAAAUUCUGUUGUGUGGAAAGGUGCUCCAACCACACCUCUCAUUACCAUAGCUAUGACGAAGAUAAUCGCUGGAGUAUUCGAGAAAAACAAUUUACCUGGAGCAAUUUUCACGGCAUUCUGUGGAGGUGCUGUAAUCGGUCAAGCUAUAGCAAAAGAUCCGCGUGUUCCCCUAGUUUCGUUCACUGGGAGUUCAAAGGUGGGUCUAAUGGUCCAACAAACAGUGAAUCAAAGAUACGGCAAGUGCCUGCUCGAACUAAGUGGAAAUAAUGCCAUAAUUGUCAUGGAUGAUGCUGACAUUGAACUCGCUGUUCGCUCUAUUCUGUUUGCUGCUGUUGGUACUGCUGGUCAGCGAUGCACAACUUGCCGUAGAUUGCUUCUUCAUGAAAGCGUUUAUCAGAAAGUACUUGAUCGGUUAUGUGAUGUCUACAAGCAAGUCAAAGUCGGAAAUCCGUUAGAGAAAGGUACCUUACUUGGGCCGCCGUUGCACACUCCUGUUUCAAGGGAAAAUUUUGUGAAGGGAAUCGAGAAAAUCAAAUCUCAGGGAGGAAAGAUUCUCAUUGGUGGCAACAUUUUAGAGUCAGAAGGAAAUUUCGUGCAGCCCACCAUAGUCGAAAUAUCCUCUAGUGCUGACGUUGUUAAGGAAGAGUUGUUCGCUCCCGUUCUCCAUGUGAUGAUGUUUCAGGCGUUAAAGGAAGCGAUUGAAAUAAACAAUUCCGUGCCUCAAGGUCUAAGUAGUUCCAUCUUCACUCGCAGACCUGAAAUCAUAUUCAAAUGGAUCGGUCCCCAAGGAAGUGACUGUGGUAUCGUAAAUGUAAACAUCCCGACAAACGGUGCUGAAAUUGGAGGCGCCUUUGGUGGCGAGAAGGCAACUGGGGGCGGCCGUGAAGCCGGAAGCGAUUCUUGGAAACAAUACAUGAGGCGCUCAACUUGCACCAUCAACUACGGAAGCGAGCUGCCUCUGGCUCAAGGGAUCAACUUCGGGUAGUGAACGCGAACGGGAAAGCUCGACUCGGGUGGGUAUGCUUCUAAUGGCAAGAAUCUAUAUUAUCAGCAUUUCUUGCUGGAGAAGAUUCGAAUUAAGGAGAUAUGGUUCUAUCUAUGUCUAGAAUGUUUUGAACUAUUUAUGAAAUAAAUGCUGUUGUAUACUUAUUACUACUAUUAAAAGGGUUUGAAAAAAUAACUCCUACAUUCUCUAAUGUAUCUUCUAUUCUUCUUA
Molecule: messenger RNA, 1374 nt
Organism: Salvia splendens (bonfire salvia)
Lineage: Eukaryota; Viridiplantae; Streptophyta; Magnoliopsida; Lamiales; Lamiaceae
Product: aldehyde dehydrogenase family 7 member B4
Exons: 12
Coding region: 1-1143 (380 amino acids)
Molecular function (GO): aldehyde dehydrogenase (NAD+) activity
Source: RefSeq, a predicted model, not a curated record